This is a messenger RNA of Sinocyclocheilus anshuiensis, 1484 nucleotides long. It is a transcript of the gene adprh, whose product is annotated as ADP-ribosylarginine hydrolase. The record is from RefSeq and is a predicted model, not a curated record. Gene Ontology annotation, molecular function: magnesium ion binding; ADP-ribosylarginine-[protein] hydrolase activity. Gene Ontology annotation, biological process: protein de-ADP-ribosylation. The transcript has 10 exons. Lineage: Eukaryota; Metazoa; Chordata; Actinopteri; Cypriniformes; Cyprinidae. Bases 113 to 1174 code for a protein of 353 amino acids.
GGGAACUUCAACAGAUAACCCGUGCUGAGUGACCAGGGGAGCAGUAAACACUGAUUUUUUUCCAGCCACGUCUUCUGAUAACGGGCCAUUGAAGCUGGCGUGAUAUUUAAACAUGGACUGUACUGUGGAUCAUUACACAGCAGGCAUGCUGCUCAGUGGUGUAGGAGAUGCUCUGGGUUACAGGAAUCAGCUGUGGGAAUACAACCAAUCCGGCCCUGCCAUCCACCAGGAACUGCAAGAGCUAGGGGGGCUGAAAAACAUCUCUGUGGAGCUUCCUGAUUGGCCGGUUAGUGAUGACACAGUGCUUCACUUGGCAACCGCUGAGGCUCUAGCAACAGGAAAAGCAGGUGAGGAGCUACUGCAUGAGGUUGCUUUCCGAUAUGUGGAGGGAAUGAAGGACAUGGAAGGGAGGAAGCCAGGACCUUCAAGUAUUCUAGGUAUUGCACAGUUGCAUCCACGCACUGAAGGGGGUUACAGGGUGCCAUACAACCCAGAAGCCACAGGUUGUGGGGCAGCUAUGAGGUCCAUGUGCAUUGGCCUUAGAUAUCCUCGUCCUGAUCAGCUGUCCUUACUGGUUGAGGUUGCUGUGGAGACUGGAAGAAUGACCCAUCCUCAUCCAACAGGUUUCCUUGGAGCUGUGUCUGCAGCCUUGUUCACCACUUAUGCAGUCCAGCGAAGACCAAUCACAACCUGGGGUGCGGGUUUAUUGGAGGAGGCUUGUCCUGUCGCAAAAACACUUGUUAAGUCUGCAGGAUAUGCUGUUACAGAGACUGAGAGAGACUGGGACUACUUUACUGGAAAAUGGAAAUGGUAUUUGGAUCUAAGAGGAUUGUCUUUGGGGACUGGGCCAGUAACUUGGCCUGACAUGUAUGGGCCAGCAGAACGAGACGAGGCCUACAAGAGCUUCAGUCUGUCAGGUUGGGCUGGUCGAAGUGGUCAUGAUGCUCCAAUGAUCGCUCUGGAUGCCCUCUUAGGAGCAGGCUCAGACUGGGAGGAACUCAUGAGUCGAGCAGGAUUUCAUGGAGGAGACAGUGACAGCACUGCAGUGAUUGCCUGCUGCUGUUGGGGUCUGCUGUAUGGAAUGGAUGGAGUCCCCCAGUGUAACUAUAAAAAUCUGGAGUACAAGAGCCGACUGGAGAGUGUGGCACAAAAGCUGUAUGCUCUUUCUCACUGAUGAAGUAGAACUGUGAACAGAGAAAAUACAAAAAAAAGAAAUAAAUCACAUCGAAAAAAGAUGCCAUGCCAUAAAUUAACAAAUUUAUGUCACUAUGCUGAAUAUUUUAGAUCAGUGAAAAUGCUUUUUCAAAUAUAACACGUUUAAGGUAUGUUCACAAUGACAGAAAUUAAAUAUAUAACAUUUUGGAUGCAUUUGUUUGACUUCCCAGUUUUGAGCUUAAUCGGAAAUGAAAGAACUUAACCAUGCAACUGGAAAUGUAAAAUUAAUUUUUUGGUCUUUUUUUCUCCUUAAGGUGAUAUAUUUUAAA